GUUUAAAUAGACAAGAAGCUGUGUGCAAAAAGGAUAAAAGUCGGAUGAUUUAGCAAUGAAUUCUCUCUAUGUUUGGCUCUUUGCAUCCAUGUCAGUCUCAGUGCAGGGUCACACAGCUUCUGCUAAUGGGUGGUCAAUGACAAUUGCGGAUUAUGUGACGGCUGAGGAAGGAGGCGCCGCUGUUUUGCCCUGCAGUUUCACCCACCCAGACACUAAUCUCACACUCACCGGCUCUGUGAUAUGGAUGAAACAUUCCAAAGGUGUUAUCUUUAACUGUACAUACCCUGGCACAGGCCAUUCAAAGGGUGAGCUGUGUGAGAAUGUGAUACAGCAGGACGGUGGGAACAGAUUCAGAUUUGUGGGGAACCUCAGCAACAAUGAUGCCUCAAUAUUAGUAGACGGACUGGGCCAGGAGGAUAACGGUUCCCAUCGGUGUCGUGUUGAACUCAACCUUGACAGAUUUGGAACUAGGAAAGGAACAAAACUGGAAGUGACAGCUUCUCAGGAAGAAGUUUCAGUGGUGAGUGGGACAGAGGGAGAGUCAGUCACUUUACCCUGCAUCUUCAAGACCAAGCGCAAUUACCCCCUGACUGCUGUUGCCUGGAUGAGGAAGGAGCCCUACCAACACAUCAUUACAUUUACAGCCCAAUCACAGGGAAAUUGGACAACUGGAAACGGUGGAAAUCAAUAUGAACUCAUCGGGAGCCCAGAGGAGGGAAAUGCCUCGACCAGGAUAAAUCAGCUGAGUGUGAGGGACAAUCACACUUUCCUGUGUCUGGUGGAAUACAGUUCAAAACCCGAUUCUCAGUAUCUGAUCCAGAAAGAGACACGGCUGCUGGUCAUGCCUGUGAGGAGGAUUGAGUCCAUUAACAAAAAUCAGCUGGUCAUCCCACUGCUCAGCGUCCUGCUCAUCUUCUUCAUCCUCAUCAUUGUACUCAUUAUUUUCAGGAAGAAAGGAGGGUAUUCACAGAAAAUAGAGCAGACUACAUCUUUGAAAAGGAAUGACCCAGGUUUGUCCAGCAUUCCCAGGACUGAUGAGGCCCAACAGCCGCCUGCUCCAGAUCAGGACGGUUCUAGCUUCUAUGUUGAGAUUGACAACAACAGAACAGCUCAGCCUGAUCCGUGUACCUAUGCCAACAUCGUGUUUGACAGUAACAAAAAAGCUCAAGAUGGCAAGAUUCUCUCAGUUACUGAUUCAGAAGAGACAGACGUAACCUAUGCAGCCAUUGUGAACACAUGUUAGGAGUGAGCAUUCACAUUGCUGGCUCAAACAGUAACAGAAGAAGGUGCAGACAAGCUGGAGACAAAGAUAUGUACAAAUGGAGAUUCAGCCAGAAAAUUAUAGCUGAUUGGUCAUGGACUAAUGACAAGUAAUCAAUGACAAAGACCUUCUUGCUGCCAACAACUAUGUGAUUUGUUCCUGGUAACUGAACAUCUUUUGGAUGUAAACAAAACAGGGAGAAGCUAUCAGACCUCCACCAGCUGAGGAACUUUUCAUCAUCAGCUAUGUUCCCUGAAAUAAAAGAUACCAUAAAU
Molecule: messenger RNA, 1536 nt
Organism: Stegostoma tigrinum
Lineage: Eukaryota; Metazoa; Chordata; Chondrichthyes; Orectolobiformes; Stegostomatidae
Exons: 11
Coding region: 56-1243 (395 amino acids)
Biological process (GO): regulation of bone resorption; regulation of actin cytoskeleton organization; regulation of osteoclast development
Cellular component (GO): plasma membrane
Source: RefSeq, a predicted model, not a curated record